GCGACUUUUUCUGUUGUUACGUGGUCACUGUGUUUUUUAUUUGUCAACAGUGCAACAUAUAAAGACGGUCAGGAGGUGAAACUCUAUGUGAAUAAAGUUGGACCCUAUUUCAAUCCCCAUGAAACUUACCAUUAUUACCAGCUGCCAGUCUGUCGACCAGUUACGAUUGAACAUAAAAGUCUAACACUUGGAGAAGUCUUGGAUGGAGACCGGAUGGCUGAAUCUACUUAUAAGAUACAGUUUAAAAAGAAUGCGGACAAGAAGGAACUCUGCAUGGUGUCGUACUCCAACAAGGAUUUGGAACUCCUCAAGAACGCUAUUGAAGAUCUGUAUUAUUUCGAGUUUGUCAUAGAUGAUAUUCCGCUGCGUGGUUUCAUUGGCCAUUUGGAAGAAGGUGGUUUUCUUCCACACAACCACAAGGUUUACCUUUGGGCACAUCUACACUUCAAUAUUGAGUAUAACGGAGAACAUAUAAUCUAUGCGAAUGUCUCGACAAAGGAGCAGCCCCCUGUCAGUUUGGACGGUGUGACAACUCCCUUUGAAGUGGCCUUCACCUACAGUGUUAAGUGGCAUGAAACCAGUCUGAAGUAUGAAGAUCGAAGUAAAAGGCUGCGAGAUAGCAGCUUUUUUCCAAAAACUCUAGAAAUUCACUGGCUGUCAAUCAUCAACUCGAUGGUUCUCGUCUUCCUGCUGAUAGGAUUUGUUGUCAUUAUUCUGACGCGUGUGCUGAAGAGUGAUUUUGCUCGGUACAACAUGGAUGAUGAGGAAUCAGAGGAUUUGGACCAGGAUGACAACGGGUGGAAGAUCAUCCACACAGACGUCUUCAGGUUUCCUCCUCACAAGAAACUCUUCUGUGCUAUAUUAGGUGUUGGUAGCCAGUUUCUGGCACUGGCAACAGGCAUCUUACUGAUGGCGCUCAGUGGAAUGUUCAACGUUCACCAACAUGGAGCUAUCAAUUCAGCCGCUAUUAUCUUGUACGCCUUCACUGCUUGUAUUAGUGGCUAUGUGUCUACAAAUAUAUUCCGCAGGAUGGGUGGAAACAACUGGGUGUGGAUCAUCAACCUGACGUCCGCACUCUUUGCUGCUCCAUUCUUUAUAGUGUGGUCUUUUAUCAACUCUGUAGCCUGGGCAUAUGGGACUACACAGGCGUUGCCAUGGACAACAAUUAUCUUGCUAAUAGCAUUGUGGGUGUUUGUUGGCUACCCUCUGACAGUAGUUGGUGGUAUUUUUGGAAAGAACUGGGCAAAUUCGUUUGAUGCUCCCUGCAGAACAAAAAACAUUGCGCGGGAAAUACCCAGUGUCCCAUGGUAUAGAUCUGCAUUCGCUCACUGUGUUGUAGGAGGCUUCUUGCCGUUCAGUGCCAUCUCUGUGGAGCUGUACUAUAUAUUUGCCACACUGUGGGGUCGUGAGCAAUACACACUGUUCGGAAUCCUCUUCAUAGUGUACGGCAUUCUGCUGAGUGUCACCGCUUGCAUCUCGGUCGCGCUGACCUACUUUCAGUUGUCUGCAGAGGACUACCGGUGGUGGUGGAGGUCUAUAUUCAGUGCAGGCUCUACCGGCCUGUUUGUCUUCCUGUACGCUCUGUUCUACUACUUCAAGCGCUCCAACAUGUCGGGCAUGCUGCAGACGAUCGAGUUCUUUGGCUACACCAUCCUCACGUGCUACGUCUUCUUCCUCAUGCUGGGAACCGUCUCAUUCUUCGCGUCGUUGAAAUUUGUCAGAUACAUUUACGUCAAUCUGAAGAUGGACUGACCAGACGGAAGAAUGUGUUUGAAUCUUUAUCCUCAUAAUAUGUAGAAGGUGUUUACAUAUCGAAAUGUAGCAGGCCUUUGAGAAUUGAGAAUUUGCGUAAUCCAUUUAUUUAGUUUUUACGUAACCUGCCAUGACCAUGUAAAUGACAUUAUACAUUCAAUGUGCGAACGAACAAUGGGCUAAGCAAAACUAUACUUACAUGAGCGACAUGCGAACGAAACUAUCGCUCUCGCAAUUUUCAAAGGACUGCUGUUGGACCGGGUCAUCGAUGUUAACAUACAAGUCAUACUUUGUCUCACGCGACGGUGUUGACAGGGUUCUUUAAGUCUGCUUUAAGCAGGAGAUCACAUGUAGAAGUUGCACCUGAAAUUUUUUAAUGUUCACUAUCUAAUAUAACCUGUCAUAGUUAUCGUAUUUCCCUCAUAAGGAUAUAUUAGAUUUUGUGACUAUGGCAAAUUGUUAAAAUAGAUGAUCUGUGAUAGAAAUAGCUGUCUUCAAAUGUAUUGGGUUUUACAUUUUAUUUUAAAGAAGAUUAUAAAUUAUUAAUAUAUUAACAUAUGCAUACGAGGCAAGGGGAGGGGCAAAACCUCAAAUUCAGGCAAAAAUGAUAGAGAUAUUCGGGCAAAAUGUGCUAACCUGAGACCUUUUUACCAUGUAUUUCCAUCAUUCUAUCAUCAAAAUUAGUUGUAAUCCAUGUAAAAAUGCAUAGUGAUUCAUUUGCAACCCUAUAUAACGGGAUAAAAUGUUGUUAUUAAAAUUUGGGCAGUUUUGCUUAAUUCGGGCAAAAACCAGCCUGCCCCCUACAAAAAUUGGAGUCCGUACGCCUAUGUAUAUUAAAUUCACAUAUAGUCAACUAAGUUUUUUUAGUAUAGGUAUUACUUUGCCAGCGGUGGUGGAAUCGACUUUUGCAUUUAGAUCAGUUUCUCACAAACUGUAAGUCGUAGAUGUGUGAAACUUGGUUUAUAGUUGCACCUACAGAUGUUCAUCACAGUGCACUUAAAAGGUUUAUGGUAGGCAAGACAUUUAUUCCAUGGAAUUCCUGUUUUAGCUUUCUAAGAGGCUUCCAUUAUAAUUAAUAUUUACUAACAGCAAUAUGUAAUGAGGACUCAGCUCAGUGUUUUAUCACCGCCUGUGUCAGACAUUUGAAACAUCAGUUAGUGUUAUGUCAUAGUAGCAGAAAAGGCUCUAUUGCGUGCAUAUUCUUACAGAUGGGAAAGCACAUACCAUGGCAUUUGUAUAGCCUUAGUACAAAUGAUGCAUAUUAACAGUCAUCAUACAGUUGUUGAUUUGUUGAUGAAUACAAUUGAAUGUACAAAUCUGCAUUACCACGGCACAAAAAUACUUCCAAGUCCCAGAUUAAUAAUUCUACUUUUGAAAAAAGAAAAAAAGAAAAAAAAAAGAAACAAGUAAAAUAUAUCAAACAGAGAACCCAUUUUUCAAAUGCCAAUAAAUAUUGUGAUCAUAUGUUUUUUUCAAAUAAUUCAUAACUACAAAAUGGACCAAAUCCUUUAGUGGGGAAGACAAUUACUGGCUCAUUGUUAUCAUAUUGGGUGUUUUCCCUAGAGAUUUGGCAAGGCAUGGUAAACUAAACAACAAUUGUCACGCUGUUCUAUAAAGAAGGCAGGAAGAAUGUUUUUUUUAACGACGCACUCAACACAUUUUAUUUACGGUUAUAUGGCAUCAGACAUAUGGUUAAAGAUACACACAGUUAUUGAGAGAGGAAACCCGCUGUCACCACUUCAUGGGCUAC
Molecule: messenger RNA, 3502 nt
Organism: Gigantopelta aegis
Lineage: Eukaryota; Metazoa; Mollusca; Gastropoda; Neomphalida; Peltospiridae
Product: transmembrane 9 superfamily member 1-like
Exons: 15
Coding region: 214-1752 (512 amino acids)
Biological process (GO): protein localization to membrane
Cellular component (GO): membrane
Source: RefSeq, a predicted model, not a curated record